This is a messenger RNA of Entrophospora sp. SA101, 915 nucleotides long. Lineage: Eukaryota; Fungi; Glomeromycota; Glomeromycetes; Entrophosporales; Entrophosporaceae. The record is from the annotation of a GenBank genome assembly.
AUGCCUGAUAAACGCGUGACAACUUUACCACCACAUGCCCCUCCAACAGAAAGUACAAGAAUACAAUACCAUCCUACACUUAGUCAAAUCCAGUCUGACUCAGUAUCAGCUUUAGCUGACAAGUAUUGGAGGAAUAGAGAUGUCAAACUCAGAAAAUGGUCACCAGAAGUAGUAGAUAAAAUUUAUUCCGAAGAAUUGGAAGAAAAUAAUUUUGAUGUUAAAAAAUUAAUGUUAUUAGAGUUCAGCCAAUAUUUGGAAAAUUCUGACUCAGUAUCAGCUUUAGCUGACAAGUAUUGGAGGAAUAGAGAUGUCAAACUCAGAAAAUGGUCACCAGAAGUAGUAGAUAAAAUUUAUUCCGAAGAAUUGGAAGAAAAUAAUUUUGAUGUUAAAAAAUUAAUGUUAUUAGAAUUAGUGUCACUUCCAACAUGGCAUUGUCUAGAUCCACAAUCAUUAAGAGAGCAUGAAUUUGAAUCAAAUAAAGAACUUAAAAAAGCAUGGAAUUAUUUAAUGAAAAAAUAUACCAAAGCAGAUAAUAUACAAAAAGAAAAACUCAUAUUUGAAAGAACUUGGAUUAGUAAUUUGAUGAAAGGAUUUAUAAAAAUAUUGUAUUCAAUACCUUCUAUAGCUGAUCCUGAUGCAAUUGCUUAUUGUGAAAGAUUCCUGGAAUUUUUAAUUGAUCUAGAGGCACAAUUACCAACAAGAAGAUAUUUUAAUACUUUAUUAAAUGAUCAUCAAAUUUUAGUGCUGUGUAAAUUAUCUCCUUUGCUGAAACGUCAGGAAGGAUGUGAACUUUUUAAACAACUUUUAGAAAUUUUAAAAUUUUAUGCUGGUUUUGAGAUUAAUGACCAUACUGGCUCUGCAUUAACUUAUGAUCAACUUACCGAAAUACAUUGUCAAAAAUUAACUGCAUUACAG